AUGCUUGAUGAGUAUAACAAUCGAAAAGAACAAAUUGGUAAAGAAACAUUUGAAUACACGACAUCAUCAUCUACCGCACAGAUCACUACUAUCUCCAAGCUGUUGCUGAUCGCAGCUCGCGGAUUCUUCCUCCUGUAUGAGAUAAAGGUUUGGCAACGGGAUCGACAGCUUAAUAUGAUGAUCACUCCUCGACUAUAG
Messenger RNA from Sclerotinia sclerotiorum 1980 UF-70, 198 nucleotides. RefSeq lists its product with no specific name. The record is from RefSeq and is a predicted model, not a curated record. Bases 1 to 198 code for a protein of 65 amino acids. The transcript has 2 exons. NCBI's taxonomy places the organism in Eukaryota, Fungi, Ascomycota, Leotiomycetes, Helotiales, Sclerotiniaceae.